Trichosporon asahii var. asahii CBS 2479 is the source of this 1404-nucleotide messenger RNA. RefSeq lists its product as uncharacterized. Gene Ontology annotation, molecular function: transmembrane transporter activity. The coding region runs from base 1 to 1404 and encodes 467 amino acids. The record is from RefSeq and is a predicted model, not a curated record. NCBI's taxonomy places the organism in Eukaryota, Fungi, Basidiomycota, Tremellomycetes, Trichosporonales, Trichosporonaceae. Gene Ontology annotation, biological process: transmembrane transport. Gene Ontology annotation, cellular component: membrane. The transcript is spliced from 2 exons.
AUGAGCGCCGAUCUCGACAGAAAAGAUGUCGAGCUCGACGAGGGCCACAUCGAUGACUCCGACAUCGACCCCGUCGCUGAGCGAAAGCUGAUCCGCAAACUCGACCUGCAAGGCCUGCUCGACAUCCUAGGCGACAACGCCGACCACAAGUUUAGCAUCGUUCUCAUGUCGUUCUACAUUACUUACAUUGUUUUCAACGUGCCAGGAACGCUGUUCAGCAACGUUGUUCCGCCAAACUUUGCACUUGCCACCGGUGCCAUGAUUUGGGGAAUCGCCUCGACCGCGCAGGCAGGCGCCACAAACUUUGCGGGCAUGGUCGUGUGCCGCCUCUUCAUUGGUAUCGGUGAGGCUGGCUUCGGUGCCGCCGUGUCGCUGUACUACGCGCUGUGGUACCGUCGCGAGGAGAUCGCAACCCGUAUCUCGCUGUACGUCGGCGCUGGUUCGCUCGCGGGCUGCUUCGGCGGUCUGAUCGCAUACGGUGUCUCCUUCAUCCACUCGCAUGUCGACACCUGGCGCAUUCUGUUCCUCAUCGAGGGCCUGCCGACCAUCCUGCUCGCGAUCGUCAUCAUCGUUUUCCUGCCCAGCACUCCGGCCAAGUCGUGGCUCCUGAAGCCCGAGGAGCGCGCCCUCGUCAAGCGCCGUCUCCGUGACUCCGGCGUCAGCAACGCCCACGGCGUCGACGUCCCCGCGCUCAAGAGCGCCUUCCGCCGCGUCUUCUCUACUCGCACCACGUACCUGAACGGUCUCGUCUACCUCGGCCUCAACCUCAGUCUCGGUUCCGUGUCCGGUUUCUUGCCGACGAUCCUCAAGUCGUUCGGCUACACCGACUCCUCGGCGCAGCUCAUGACUGUUCCGCCAUACGCGUGCGCCUUCGUCGUCACUGUUGGCGCGAGCUACCUCUCGGACCGCACCAGGCAGCGCGGCAUCUUCGUCAUCAUCCUGAUGCUCGCCUCCCUCGUCGGCUUCACGAUCCUCAUCGCUGUUCCGGGCAACAACGGUGCGCGCUACUUCGCAACCUUCCUUGUCGUCUCGGGCGCCUUCUCCAACAUUCCGCUCAUGCUCUCGUGGGCCGCGAACACGGCCGGAAGCCAAACGGCCGCCGCCAUCCGCCUCGGCUUCAUGAACUCGUGCGGACAGUGCUUCUCCAUCCUCGCCAGCUUCAUCUUCCCCAAGACUGAGGGCCCGAAGUGGCACAAGGGCUUCGCGCUCAACCUGGCUUUCAACGGUGUCUCGGCUCUCACCGCCGCUUAUCUCAGCUUCUACUACGCCUCUCAGAACAGGAAGCGUGACAGGGAGGAGGCCGCCCGUGCCGAUGAGGAGCCUGUCGACACCCUCAAGACGAGACAGGAGGUGCAGCCGACCGACCUUCACGACCUUACGCCCGGUUUCAGGUACUUCACUUGA